Messenger RNA from Wyeomyia smithii (pitcher-plant mosquito), 1275 nucleotides. RefSeq lists its product as uncharacterized. The transcript is spliced from 4 exons. NCBI's taxonomy places the organism in Eukaryota, Metazoa, Arthropoda, Insecta, Diptera, Culicidae. The record is from RefSeq and is a predicted model, not a curated record. Bases 220 to 831 code for a protein of 203 amino acids.
UUUGAUAUUAUCGAUAUUUGCUCGUCACAAUAUCAAUAUUUUUGACCGAUAUUGGCGCAUUUGAUAUUAUCGAUAUUUCGAUAUUGCGACUCGAUAUAGAGAUAAGUGAUUUUUCACCCACGCACACUAGUAAACGUAUAGCCGUGUAAAAUUGUUCAUGUUUCCUCAACCUGUCAAUCACUACGCAUCUCGUUAUUCCGACCACGAUUUAAAACCGGCAUGGAAUUGAUUUCAGUUAAAAUGGUUUUAAAUUGUUUCGUACCUGGUUGCCGUAGUUACGGCUCUGAUGUUCAAGUGAAAUUUUUCACCUUUCCAACACCGAGAACAAACGUGAAGGAAGAAACGCAGAAACUGAUGAUGCAACGAAGAACCAAAUGGAUAACUGCUUGCUUGUUAGAUCGUAAUCCAAAACCGUACCAUCGGAUAUGCAGCCGUCACUUCGUUUCCGGCAAACCUGCAACAUUGAAAGACGCAUGCAAUGCUGACUGGGUGCCGAAUUUGUAUUUGCCUCUUGGUCUGAAUCACGUACAAACGGCGAUUCAAGUUUCAGGAAACGAGCAUGCUACAGAGGUGGAAUUGCUGUUUGGCUCCCAAACAACGGCAGACGAGAAUAAUAAUAAUUCUGAUAAAGCCGCAACAUUGAAAGACACAUGCAAUGUUGACUGGGUAUCAAAUUUUCCGUGUGCCUUAGAUCACCAUCACCACAUAUCAGAUAAAUUGCACGUACAAACUACGACGCAAGUUUCAGAAAACGAACAUGAUCUAGAGGAGGGUGUGCUGUUUGGCUCUCAAAUUACGUCAGACAUCUUGGACGAGAAUAAUAAUAAUUGAUGUUUGCGUUCAAACUGAUAGUCAUUUGGAAAAAGAGCACAGAGAAGUUUGCACAGAGUUGAUUCGAUAUAAAUCUAAGAUCAGCAAAAUAGAGGCUAAAGUCAAUCGACUGGAAGAUAAGCUAACAACAACACAGGGUACACUGAGGCUUACUGUGGCUCAUUUGCAGAACAAUGAUCAAAAGUGUAAAUAUUUUACCGGACUUUGCAGCGGGCGCAUAUUAUCGCACCUCUUUCAAAUCCUGAAAGGUGAUAUACCAUAUUUUUCAGAACUAAAUAAAGAAGAAGCAUUCCUAUUAACACUACGGAAGUUGCGACUCAAUGAACCAUUUACUACAUUGGGUUACCUAUACCACCUAAACCCAUCCGUUAUAUCCAAUUUCUUUUGUGAAUGCUUGAACGGUAUAUACCUUUUCAUGAAAGGAUUAGUACGAUUUCCGUCUAG